Messenger RNA from Paramecium octaurelia, 373 nucleotides. The record is from the annotation of a GenBank genome assembly. Lineage: Eukaryota; Ciliophora; Oligohymenophorea; Peniculida; Parameciidae.
AUGAAGAGAAGAUAAUUCAGUUAGGGUGAUAUAUAUCUUUCUUUCGCUCACAUUAUAUACGAAUAUUCAAAAUUUCUCACUUGCUUUAGUUUUUAACAGGAUUAAAAUUUCAAUAUUUCAUUUUAAAUUACAAAAUCUCAAUCAAAAUAUCAUAAAUGUUCAAAGAACGUCUAACUUGAAUUGGAGCAACAAGAAGAGCCAAAAUUAUUAAAUUAAGUAAAUUAGGAAUGUAAAUAGAAAGAAUAAUGAAAUGAAACAAGCGAAAUAAAGCAAGGAAUAGAACUCAACAUUGUCGAAUGUUUAUAAUGAAACCUAGUAAUCUUAGAUUUUUCAGAUGUCUUGUUAAUUGGAUGAGUUGGAAUAUGCUAGGUGA